UUUAUACCAUGAAGUUUAGGGUUCAUGGUGGCAGCAAAGGCAUCACAUUCCUUUGGAGGAGGCCCAAGUUUGUUGCCAUGGUGAUGCUGCAUUUGGCUCCUCCUUCCUAUCUGAUCCGCAGGCACAAUUCCAUCUCCAUGCAACACUCAGAGUUGAAGCUCCAAAGAAGCAGCUUGAAGCAGUCGCAGGUGUCCUCGGAUGGGGUGGACAGCAGAAGCUUGUGGCAGUCCGAGAAGAAGCUGCUGAAUCAGAGUGUCUUGGCAAUUAUAUGUGAUGAGGAACCAGGCACAAAGCUGUAUCCGUUGACAAAGAGAAGGUCGAAAUCUGCGCUUCCGAUAGCGGCGCAUUAUAGGAUAAUUGACUUUGUGGUGAGCAACUGUAUCAACAGUGACAUCACGAAGAUAUAUGCUCUAACUCAGUUUAACUCUACCUCUCUAAAUUCUCACAUAUCAAGAGCUUAUUCUGAUGUUGGCCUUGGAAAGGAUGGUUUUGUAGAGGUCUUGACUUCUUAUCAGAGCACUGAAGAUCUAGGGUGGUUUAAGGGAAAUGCUGAUGCAGUUAGAAAAUGGUUGUGGAGAUUGGAAGAGCAUCAAGUGGAAGAUGUAUUGGUUCUUCCUGGUCACCAUCUCUAUGAAAUGGAUUAUGGAAGAUUAAUUAGUGCUCAUAGAGAUACUGGAGCUCACAUAACGAUGGCAAUGGCAGCUAACGGCAGGAGGAAUUAUGAUACAUCUUUAAAUUUCCUUUUACGAGAUCCUGUUCAUGAACUGAAGUUGACAUUGGAUUCAAUUCAAGAUCAAUCUCUCGUAGUCACCACCGGCACCCGAACAUAUCCAGAUUUGGAUGUCAAGAACAUGGGAAUAUAUGUCAUUAGCAAGGAUGUGCUGUUCAGACUUCUACAAGAGGAACUACCCGAUGCGUAUGACUUUGAAACUGAAGUUAUACAAGGUGCAGUUUCCUUGGGGAUGAAGGUCCAUGCUUAUAUGUUUGAUGGACAUUGGGAUGAUCUCAUGAGCAUCCAAGCAUUUUACCAGGCCAAUAUGGAGAGCUUAUCUAAACCAUUCAAUAUCAACUUCCACAAUAAGCAGCCUGCAGUGUACACAUUGCCCAAUUAUGUUCCUCCAACUACAAUAUCCGAUGCGGUUGUAAAGAGCAGCAUUGUUGGUGACGGCUGUCUCCUAAAUAGGUGCAAGAUCAGUCACUCUGUGAUCGGCAAGGGAACAUGCAUUGGAGAUGGAGCAACGAUUGAGAAAUCUGUGGUGAUGGGGAGCGAUAUAUACCAGGCAGAGUUACAAUGGAACACAACAUUGCUGCAAGGUUCAGAUAUUCCAGUUGGCAUUGGAGAAAAGACUCACAUUCAAAAGGCUAUAAUCGAUAAAAAUGCAAGAAUUGGAAAGAAUGUUAAGAUCAUUAACCGAGACGGUGUCCAACAAUGCGAUAGAGAGGCAUGCGGAUACAUCAUUUCCGGAGGCAUUGUCAUUGUCAUGAAGAAUGCAAUCAUACCUGAUGGUAGCAUCCUAUAAUUGUUUUAACAUAGCUUAGACUUGUUGUGAAACUUAAUUCAGUUUUGGCCAAAACCACUACAAAGAUUGAAUGCCUGUCGAUAGAUAAAA
Molecule: messenger RNA, 1610 nt
Organism: Zingiber officinale
Lineage: Eukaryota; Viridiplantae; Streptophyta; Magnoliopsida; Zingiberales; Zingiberaceae
Product: inactive glucose-1-phosphate adenylyltransferase small subunit 2, chloroplastic-like
Exons: 9
Coding region: 9-1520 (503 amino acids)
Biological process (GO): glycogen biosynthetic process
Molecular function (GO): glucose-1-phosphate adenylyltransferase activity
Source: RefSeq, a predicted model, not a curated record